AUGGCAAAACAGUCAUCUGAACUGGCCAUUGCAGAACUGAAGAAGCUUCUCAGAGAGAAGGAGGAACUUAACGCAGGGGCAGCUGAAAAAAUUGAAGAAGUUGUAGCUGUGUUGAACAAAUGUCCUCCUACAUAUGACCCUGCUUUCCAAAGAAUCAUUCUCGGAUUCACUGACUUCAAGAUCAACAAUUUCGACAAAAAUCCGGAUCUGUACUACCAACUUGCCAAUGGGCAAAGCCCUCAGUAUCUGGUGAUUGCUUGCUCCGACUCUCGAGUCAGUCCUUCCGUUAUCCUCAACUUUCAACCUGGAGAAGCUUUCAUGGUCCGCAACAUCGCCAACAUGGUCCCUCCAUUUAAUCAGAUAAGGCACAGUGGAAUUGGUGCAGCCAUUGAGUAUGCUAUCACGGCUUUGAAGGUACAAAACAUUCUGGUUGUUGCACACAGUCGCUGCGGUGGAAUCGAAAGGCUAAUGAGUCAUCCUGAGGAUGGUUCUGCCCCCUUUGACUUCAUAGAUGAUUGGGUGAAAAUUGGCUUGCCAGCUAAACUCAAGGUUCUGAAAGAAUAUGAAGGCUAUGACUUCAAAGAACAGUGCAGAUUCUGUGAAAAGGAGUCAGUGAAUAACUCAUUAGUGAACCUGAGAACAUAUCCAUAUGUUGAAAGCGGAGUAAGGAACAAGAGCAUAGAGCUGUUGGGGGGUUACUAUGAUUUUGUGAAGGGAGAAUUCUCGCUUUGGAAGCAUGAGUCUUACAUCACUGAACCCAUUACCAUCCCUCUCCCAACGCAUCAUCACUCAAACUUGGCACUUUGA
Sphenostylis stenocarpa is the source of this 807-nucleotide messenger RNA. NCBI's taxonomy places the organism in Eukaryota, Viridiplantae, Streptophyta, Magnoliopsida, Fabales, Fabaceae. The record is from the annotation of a GenBank genome assembly.